AUGAAAUUAGGAUAUAAUGAAAUAAUGAUAACAUCAAAAUAUUUUAAUGAUAUUAAUGAUUUUAUUAAUUUAGAAAUAGGGGUUAAAAGAUUUCAAGGAAAUAUUGAACGAUUUCAUUUUAAUCCAAUUCCUUUAAAUAAAUAUUCAAGAAAAUUAUUUCCUAAUAUUGAAACAUUUCAUAUUUAUAAUAAAAAAGAUGAAAUAUUUAAAGAUGGAAGAAUAUUUAAACAAGUAAUAUGGUAUCCAGUAAAUUAUUCAAAAUAUUUAAAAAAGAAAGAAAAAUGGAGUAUAUAUAAAAAUAUUGAAUAUACAUAUCAAGAUAGAAAUACAUAUGGAACUACAAUACCAUUAGAAGUUAAAUCGCUUGGGUAUAAAUGUUUUAAAUAUUGUUCAUCAUUAACAUCAAUUAAUAUACCAACAACAAUUAAUGAAAUAGGAGAUUGUUGUUUUUAUAAAUGUAAAUCAUUAAAAUCUAUUAAUAUACCAUCACCAAUUAGUGAAAUAGGAAAUAGAUGUUUUGAAGGAUGUCCAACAUUAACAUCAAUUAAUAUACCAUCAUCAAUUACAUCAAUAGGAGAUGGUUGUUUUUCAGGAUGUUCAUCAUUAACAUCUAUGAAUAUAGAUAAUCUACAAUUUAUUAGUGAAAAAAGAAUACUUAUGAAUGAACCAGUGUUAGUUAGUAUUAAAAUACCAGAAAAUCUACAAAUAAUCAAUGGAAAGAAUAUAGAAAAGAAAGAUACUAAUGAAUUUAUUAUUCCAUCAUCAAUUACUAAAUUAGGAAAAUGUUGUUUUUAUGGAUGUUCAUCAUUAAAAUCAAUUAAUUUACCAUCAUCAAUUAAUGAAUUAGGUGAUCAUUGUUUUUGUGGAUGUUCAUCAUUAACAUAUAUUAAUAUACCAUCUUCAAUUAAUGAAUUAGGAUAUUGUUGUUUUUAUGAAUGUACAUCAUUAACAUCAAUUAAUAUACCUUCGUCAGUUAUUGAAUUAGGUGAUCAUUGUUUUUAUGGAUGUUCACCAUUAAUAUCAAUUAAUAUACCAUCUUCAAUCAGUAAAUUAGGAUAUUGUUGUUUUUGUUAUUGUUAUUCAUUAAAAUCAAUUAACAUACCAGCAUCUGUGAGUGAAAUAGGAAAUUGGUGUUUUGGUGAAUGUUCAUCAUUGACAUCGGUGAGUGUAGACAAUCUACAAUUUGUAAGUAAAGAAAGAAUAUUUAUGAAUGAACCAGAGUUAAUUAGUAUUAAAAUACCAGAUAAUCUAGAAAUAAUCAAUGGAAAGAAUAUAGAAAAGAAAGAUACUAAUGAAUUUAUUAUUCCAUCAUCAAUUACUAAAUUAGGAAAAUGUUGUUUUUAUGGAUGUUCAUCAUUAACAUCAAUUAAUAUACCAACAUCAAUUAAUGAAUUAGGUGAUCAUUGUUUUUAUGGAUGUUCAUCAUUAACAUAUAUUAAUAUACCAACAUCAAUUAAUGAAUUAGGAUAUGAUUGUUUUUAUAAAUGUGGAGUGAAGAAGAAUUAA
Messenger RNA from Entamoeba dispar SAW760, 1506 nucleotides. RefSeq lists its product as uncharacterized. Lineage: Eukaryota; Evosea; Mastigamoebida; Endamoebidae. The record is from RefSeq and is a predicted model, not a curated record. Bases 1 to 1506 code for a protein of 501 amino acids. The transcript has a single exon.